Messenger RNA from Cheilinus undulatus (humphead wrasse), 4088 nucleotides. It is a transcript of the gene ccdc71, whose product is annotated as coiled-coil domain containing 71. Lineage: Eukaryota; Metazoa; Chordata; Actinopteri; Labriformes; Labridae. The record is from RefSeq and is a predicted model, not a curated record. Bases 254 to 1372 code for a protein of 372 amino acids. The transcript has 3 exons.
UCCCUGGUCUGUCAUCCACACCGCUGUUGUUGCAGCCAUUUUACCGUGGAGCGUCGGCAACAGCGGCGACCGGAGGAUGCCGAAAGAGCAGCGUUAAAAGAUUCAGACUGAAUGUUGCAAUACCGCCAUCAGUCAUGGGGGCAGUGUGUAGCAGUGUAGCAGAGACGACUUCAACAGAACGGCUGGGUUGAAGGCAGUUGGAAGAGCAACCAUAGAGUUGAGGAGGUCCUUGCAAAAACUGGCGACAUGAAACAUGGCUGACGCGGUGCGAGGUCCCGUGGUUAGCCGGCCAUUGGCUUUUGCCAAUGAAGAGCGGCGGACGGUUCACUCCUGGUCCCGUAUCUCAUCUGCAGGGCAGAACGUCCUCCUGGAUGCUCUGAAAAUCCUGAGCCCCAUGUCCCGAGACCUCUCGAGCAGCGAGGAGCUGGUCACCUUCCUGCAGGAGCUGAGAAAUGAGGGCCACAAGCCCACUGUGUUACGCAGCAAAGAUGUGUACCACUACCGCUCCUGCACCAACCAACCCCUGACCAUUGACAAGUUGAAGGCGCCAAGCAGGAACGUCAGACCCACCGCCAAGAGGAGGGCUAAGAGGCCCCUCACUAAGAAGAGGGACGUGCACCCAUCCUGGAACAUCUCUGGCAGGAGCAACCCCAGAAUACAUGGGAUCCCUCCUCCAGAGCUGCUGAUGGACCACCGAGCCUUCCUCUUUAGCAGGUCACCCAGCAGGACUGUUCACCUGUCGCGGGCCUUUCAGGUGAGGCCAUGUCUCAGACUGACCAACAUUGAAGGCCCGUCUGGCUUCCACACUGCCAGACUCCAGAUCCACACUUCCUGGGACUCAUCAUCUGAGAUGCCCACUGUUACCUUUUCACAGCAACAGCACCCUCCAACGCUUUCAGGAAUACCUUUGCAGCCUUCUCAGAACGGUGGUGGGGCCCCCACCAAAGCUGUGGCCUUGUUUAGCCAGAAGAGCCUGUCGUGUCCCAUCCGAUUGGAUGGAGCACUAAUUGGUGAUUCUGCACCGGUCUUUUAUGCUAACGGCCGGGCUUUUCCAGAGACUCACACAGAGCUGACCAGUAAUGGUUGGAGGAGUAACGGCCUCCAUAGGGAUGCUCGGAGCCCCAAGGAACUGAACCGAGGCCCAAAAGAACUCAACCGGAGCCCCAAGGAACUGAACCAUCGCACCCGGCAGAGAAAUGGCUGGAAAGACAAGAAAAGUUUUAGAUGGAAAGUGAUUAAGGUGGACGACUCUCGCUCUGUGGCUGAUGCUCGCAGGAAAGCGCAGAAGAUCCUACAGGUCAACCUUUCUCCAGUGAUUCAGAUCCAACCUCUCCAGCAUCUCCUGAGGGACUUCAGAUACCAGAAUAAGUGACGAUUCCCCCAACACCUUCACACAUCGUUUCCUCUAGCAGAUAUUAAUGUUUUACAUCCAUUAGCCUCUACCUGGUUGAGCGCCAGUGUUCACGAUAAACAUCUUUCAUGGGUUCUUGUGAUCUCUGCUCAGUCUUCGAGAUAAAGAUGUAAGAAUCUGUCUGUGAAAGUUCUGGUUUCUUACAGGGGCACUUGGUUUUAAAAGGCAUUUGAACUUAGGAGAUUCCUUUCCCAGCAGGCUGGGAAAUGACACUCAGCCAAAUGCUGGUGCAUUUUCACCGUUUCAACCAACCAUCAUUCUGCUUUGAGUUGUCUUUCUGCUAGCUGGUGUUGCUAAUUAGUUUUGGGAGGCAGCAUCCACUGUGACUGUUAAUAAGAUCAAUUUUCUGCUGCUCCCCAAGGAACUGAGAGUGGCGAAAAGCUGUUUGAAUAGUAUUUAUUCCUCAUUUUAAAUAUAGCGCCAUUUUUUAAAUAUUUCUUACUUGUAGCGCUCAAAACAGUGCAGUCACUCUAGAGUACCUUUUACUCCACUGGAAGAUGAAGAUGAAGGCGUAGUUGGGCCAUGAGAAUACUGCACCAUUCUCUGAUGAACUGGUGGACAAAUAAAGCAGGUUUCCUCAGUCUUCAGGUGAGCAGACAUGGUGGUUGGUUGGUUUCAGCAAAACAAAUGAACUCAACAAAAGGAAGGAAAUGAAAAGAAAGUGUUUGGUUUUUCUUCCUUUUUUGUGUUUUCACUGGAAGUCAGGAGGUUCUGGCAGUGAGUUCAGCAGGGAAUCCCACCAUUUAGCAUAUAGAGAUGAAUUUAUGUUUGAGAUUUGUUUGACCGACAGUCCUUCACAAAGUGUUCCUUUUGGUAAUCCACACAUACAGACAAGAACAGAGUAUUUUUGACUGUUGGGAAUUUUUUUAUGUCUCAUGACAAGCCGUCAUUAAAUGAAAGCAACUGCAGAAAACAGCAUAGAAGACAACUUGGCUGUUGUUGAAACAUUUUGAUUUCUGACAUAAAUCUGAAAUGUCAAUUGAGGGAAAGAGAGAACUCUCAGAAACAAGUAUUCAUUUUUAAGUAAUCUUUCAGUUUCAACUUUUCACCCCUGAAGUUCUUCCAUUCUGUCAAGGGAUUCUGGCCAACCAAUGUCAGUUUUAAGACGUUUUACCCCAGAUUUAAAAGACAAAUAUGCACUGGGGCAGGGAAUACAUCAGUAGCUGAUUUUGUGCUGCUCAAGAUUCAUUUUUGUCCAAUAAAUUUCUGUUCUUUACACCGUUAACAAGUCCUGACUCAAGACAGUGGUUCGGCUUAUAUAAUAUGUUUGGCAAAUAAGUUAUAUCAGUGGUUCCCAAACUUUUUCUAUCAGGCCCCCUUUGCAGAUGACCCCCCCCCCCCCACCUCACCGCUCCUAUCCACAUGUAAAAACAUGUAAACGUACGAAGAACACAAGUUAUUCACAAUUUUUUGCCAAAAAUCCUACAACAUAAACCUUGAAAAUUUAAAAAUCUGACUCCCUGAAGUUAAACAAUUCCCUGAAGAUAAUACCUUCACACACACUUUGGGAACCACUGAGUUAAUUUAGGAUGCAGGCCUGUUACGUAUAAUAUUAACUGCACCUUUUUUUCCCCUUCCUUCACUUUUUUAUUUGGAUCUGAUGGCAAAAUUAAGUUUGUUGAAUCAUUUGCUGUGAUAGAUUUGUUGUGGCCAAUCCUAAACUAAAAAUUGCACUUUUGUCGUUUCUUCCUGAACAUGAAAGUCAUAAAUAUUUUCAUUUUGUGCAACAAGCUAGAAAAUAUUUUGACAUUAUUUCUAAAAUUGUCAAUACAGGUGCUAAUUAUUCCACAUCAUGCUGAAUAAAAUAACUGGCUAAGGAAUGUAGUCAUUGUUGUCUUCUUCGAGUUCAGAUUGAAGCAUUUUCUGAGGGACUGAAAGAGUUGCUGCCCCCUGCAGGUUAGGAUGAAUAUGUCAAACCGCCUUGAGUGCUUUCCAAAGGGUUUUUACUGUGAGAAACCAUCCAAAUCCAUUUCCAUGUUGUCAUCUGUGAAAAAUCCUGUGUAUUUCCCUAAAAAACAAAGAUCUUUGGGCAAAAACCACAUUACACUAAACAAGGGUAACGCUAUGAGUGCAUAAAUUCUUACCUCAAAGUUUUGUCAUGAGCCUCUCCUUUAUUUUUACCGAACUCAAGAUCAUCAAAUGUGAUAAAACCAUGAGAAAAAUCUGCUUAGAUCGUCUAGAUUUAUAUCAUUUAUUUACAGAAGUAUUUAUUACUGAAACAAAUUGUCGUCAAAUAGGACUUUAGUUUCAAAACCAUGAAAAACAUCAAAUUUAAUAUGAAACUGGAGUCCAACCAUCCCAGCAUGUUUGAAUGUUUUGGAUUAUGUUAUGGCCUACUUGGUAGACAGAUUAACUCAGAUUUAAAGCAAAGAUCUGUGCUACCUGAUUCAAGGUCCCUAGAUGAUUAACUGAUUUGUUUUCCUGUUUAAACUGAGACCACAUCAGUGUCUGGUGGUCUGCUUUGCAGGUUUCCAUUUCUCUGUUCUGAUGAAGAUGUUCUUGAAGAACCCCUCCCCCCGUCUUACCUGUCUGUACGCAGUCAUGUUCAUGACCAUUGACAAUUCCCCUUUUUCUAGAUGUUUCUGUUAGUCUUAUUUGUGCAACACUUGUAAAAUAUUGUAUUUCCUAAAUGAUCUUUGAAAACUUUUUUUGUUCAAUAAAACUGAUAUGAAAAGAA